AUGCUUCUGCAAUUCAACUGGGACCGUCUUGACGUGACGGCCGCAGAGGCGAUAUGCGCCCUUCUUAAUGCAAAGCUUGAGGAGGAGCUUCUGCUGCGGCGCGCUGCGAACCAAUCUGUCAAUGCAAGCGGAGGUCAAGAGACUGCGAGUGCUGACGCCGCUUGUGGCGUCGAAUCACUACGAGUUACAAACAUCGAGUGGGGAAAUGUUCCUCCCUUCAUUGAAGUAGUUGAGUUGGACGACGCUGUGGAGUUUGCCAGUAGCACCCCUCUAUCUUUUGAGGCCCCACUAGGGCAACAGGACUUUGGGGGAACCAUCUCAAGCGGUACAUGCGGCGGUGGAGCCACGACACCUUUCUUUCUUCGUCCCUCACCUGCAUCAUCUGUCACUAUGAUGGAUGGGAUUAGCGAAACGGACUCAGGCAUUGUGGGCAACCAUGGUGGGAUGCCGACUCCGUCAGUGCCGCCGGCGUCCGGGAUACGCCCGGGAAACGGCCAGUCUCCGAUCAAUAGCUCAAGCGCACCGGUGAAGGACGCCUUCGCCGCGUAUUUUGGUCCAAAGGGGUUGUACGUUUGUUUACAUGUAACAUACGGUGGACCCAUGCGGGUUUCCGUGGCCUCCGUGCUGCGACACGAUGUUCCACUGGGGCCCAUCGCCAUCCCCGUGCGGAUGCCACUGCAGUUACACUUUUCGAAAAUGGAUAUGGACUUCCACUUGUGCAUUAACUUACAUCGCAACACGUGCCGCGUAUGGAUGGAACCGGGAAAGCUAUUCACAUCACCACUUAAUAGAAUGAAUGUCAUGGCGGUGUUCGGGGAGCGGCGACCGAGUUCUCAGCACAUGGCAGAAUUUCCCACCAGCGGUCAGAACGCCGGUGACGACUUAGAUACAUCGGAUGCAUGGACGCAUGUAGGGAGCAGCCGCAUAGGCUCGGAUGAUGCAGAAGACAUGGUGUUCAUAGAUGAGAGCAUCAUAUCUCAGUUCGUUUUGAAGGAAGUACGGGCGAUUCUGCAAGAGAAGAUAAUAUACCCCCACUCUGUUGUGGUGCCACUGUCCCUUUAG
Trypanosoma brucei brucei TREU927 is the source of this 1062-nucleotide messenger RNA. RefSeq lists its product as hypothetical. The transcript has a single exon. The record is from RefSeq and is a predicted model, not a curated record. Lineage: Eukaryota; Euglenozoa; Kinetoplastea; Trypanosomatida; Trypanosomatidae. The coding region runs from base 1 to 1062 and encodes 353 amino acids. Gene Ontology annotation, molecular function: lipid binding.